UUUAUUAUGAAUACUUAUAUUAUAAACAUUACAGAAUCAGCUUUAGAGCAAUUAAACUCUAUUAGUAAACUAAAUAAGAAAGAUAAAUUAUAUAUUCGUAUUGGAAUUAAACAAGGUGGAUGUUCUGGCUUAUCUUAUUUUAUGAAUUAUGAAAAACAAUCUAAUAUAAGCGAUAAAGAUCUGGUUUAUAAUUAUGAUAAUUUUACUUUAGUAUGUGAUAAUAAAAGUAUUUUAUAUUUAUAUGGAAUCUCUUUAGAUUAUAGUUCGUCAUUGAUAGAUGGUGGGUUUAAGUUCUUAAAUCCGAAUGCAAAGCAAACUUGUGGAUGUGGUAAAUCUUUUUCGUAAAUAACAUUAAAUUAUACCACAUUUAAUAUGUGGUAUAAUUUGACGAUGAAAAUUAUUAUAUUAUAAUUAAUAGUGUUAAUUUAUAAUUUUACAACAAAUAUAUUAAUGGUUAAUUAU
Galdieria sulphuraria is the source of this 462-nucleotide messenger RNA. RefSeq names its product [pt] iron-sulfur cluster assembly protein IscA (plastid). Lineage: Eukaryota; Rhodophyta; Bangiophyceae; Galdieriales; Galdieriaceae. Gene Ontology annotation, cellular component: chloroplast stroma. Gene Ontology annotation, biological process: iron-sulfur cluster assembly. The transcript has a single exon. Gene Ontology annotation, molecular function: protein-macromolecule adaptor activity; iron-sulfur cluster binding. The record is from RefSeq and is a predicted model, not a curated record. Bases 7 to 345 code for a protein of 112 amino acids.